Cadophora gregata is the source of this 1627-nucleotide messenger RNA. RefSeq names its product 26S proteasome regulatory subunit 6B (gene RPT3). Lineage: Eukaryota; Fungi; Ascomycota; Leotiomycetes; Helotiales; Ploettnerulaceae. Gene Ontology annotation, biological process: proteasome-mediated ubiquitin-dependent protein catabolic process. The coding region runs from base 425 to 1414 and encodes 329 amino acids. The record is from RefSeq and is a predicted model, not a curated record. Gene Ontology annotation, molecular function: ATP binding; ATP hydrolysis activity; proteasome-activating activity. Gene Ontology annotation, cellular component: proteasome regulatory particle, base subcomplex. The transcript is spliced from 3 exons.
CAAAAGACAAAAGACAUCAGCUUCCCACGAACCCCAUCGACACACGAACUGUCGUCCAUUCCCAUUACAGCUCAUACUCAAGACAUAUUCAAGAUGGGAGACGUCAUGAUAGAAAGCCCCGCGAACCAGGUCCUGCCUCAUCGAAAGCAGAUGCCUUCCUCGAUACCAAACAUCGAUUCGUUGGAGGGUCUAGGAACUGAUGGCACCGACGAGUACUCCACAAUGAAAAAGCUACAACGGCAUCUAGAGUGAGUUGGAUGAACUAUGGUGUAUUGAUGGCAAUGGUGGCUAACACACUUACAGAUACAUCCAUCUUCAAGAGGAGUAUAUUAAGGAUGAGCAACGGAGCUUGAAGAGAGAGUUGGUACGCGCACAGGAAGAGAUCAAGCGGAUUCAGAGUGUGCCUUUGGUUAUUGGUCAAUUUAUGGAAGCUAUCGAUCAGAAUACUGGCAUCGUACAAUCGUCCACUGGAUCCAACUAUGUUGUUCGCAUUCUUUCGACCCUCGAUCGCGAGAAGCUCAAGCCAUCAUCCUCCGUCGCUCUCCACCGUCACUCCAAUUCCCUCGUCGAUAUCCUCCCUCCUGAAGCUGAUUCAUCGAUCGCCAUGCUGGGAGCGGAUGAAAAGCCGGACGUAACAUAUGCAGAUGUUGGUGGACUGGAUAUGCAAAAGCAAGAAAUUAGAGAGGCUGUUGAGCUCCCGCUCACCCACUUUGAUUUGUAUAAGCAAAUCGGUAUCGACCCACCCCGAGGCGUUCUGCUCUACGGCCCGCCGGGAACUGGAAAGACUAUGUUGGUAAAGGCUGUUGCAAACUCAACAACCGCAAACUUCAUCCGUGUGGUUGGAUCCGAAUUCGUGCAGAAGUACUUGGGAGAAGGACCUCGUAUGGUUCGCGAUGUGUUCCGCAUGGCCAGAGAGAAUUCACCAGCAAUUAUCUUCAUUGACGAAAUCGAUGCGAUUGCGACCAAGCGAUUCGACGCUCAGACUGGUGCCGAUAGAGAAGUUCAGAGAAUUUUGCUGGAGCUGCUGAAUCAAAUGGAUGGAUUUGACCAGACCUCGAAUGUCAAGGUCAUCAUGGCCACCAACAGAGCCGAUACCUUGGACCCUGCACUUCUCCGACCUGGUCGUUUGGACAGAAAGAUUGAGUUCCCCAACCUUCGAGACCGCAGAGAGAGACGUUUGAUCUUCACAACAAUCGCAUCCAGGAUGUCUCUGGCCCCAGAGGUGGAUCUCGACAGUCUGAUUGUCCGAAAUGACCCACUGAGCGGAGCUAUCAUUGCGGCAAUUAUGCAGGAAGCUGGCUUGAGAGCAGUCCGCAAGAACAGAUACAACAUCAUUCAGGUCGAUCUGGAGGAUGCGUACUCUAGCCAAGUCAAGUCAGCCAAUGACAAGAACGUCUUCGAUUUCUACAAGUAGUGGAGCAGAACUCGAGAGCUUUGGCAGACAGAGGUGUGCUACAAUUCGCGGCGUCCGGGAUGGAAUGGAUAUUCAUGGUGGAUGGAGCACUAGGUAUGGAAUGGUGCGAGAGCUUCGAAGCUCUAACCGUCUUUGGACGGUAAUCCGAGAAGGUCUGGGAGAGUGCUCUCUCUUGUACCAACAAUACCAAGAUUCUAGUGUAAACAUAGAACG